UACCUUUAUAAGCAGGUUGUGUGUCACCUGAUGGACAGCAUCGUAGAUUCUCUGAGCAAUGCAUAUCAGGAGUUUGUUGCUGCUGUAGCUGGUGUACUUGAAGCCAAGGAGGCUUCUGGUGUCCAGGAGACAGGAGCCACAGAUGCUGCAUUAGAGAACUUUAAGCAGCGAUGGGAAUUGUUUAGAGUAGCUUGUGAUCAAGCAGAGGAGUUUGUGGAGUCUGCAAAGCAACGGAUAGGCUCAGAAUGCCUGGUGGAUGAGGCAACUGGUGCAGUGGCAGGGAGGACCGGACAGGGUACCAGUUCUGGUCUUCCACCUAUUAGUGCUGUUCGGUUGGAACAGAUGAGUAAAGCAGUCCGGUGGCUUGUUAUUGAACUGCAACAUGGUUCUGGAGCUUCCAGUGGUCAUGCUCAUUCUCCUGUUCCUUUUGACACCAGAUUCUCAGAAGAUGCUCCUCAAUAGGAAUGAAUUGAUUUUAUUCGGGUUUGAAGAAUACUUGAGCAUGGACUUAUGAUACAUGAUAUGAUGUGGAAAACAGAUAUACUAGGUGGAUAAUGUGGAAAAAUCCUGACUUUCAAUGGGAUAGGAAAUCCUUUGGAUUGGUUAGUGGUUGUCAA
This is a messenger RNA of Telopea speciosissima, 617 nucleotides long. Its product is annotated as mediator of RNA polymerase II transcription subunit 32-like. Bases 31 to 462 code for a protein of 143 amino acids. The transcript has 2 exons. The record is from RefSeq and is a predicted model, not a curated record. Gene Ontology annotation, biological process: root development; leaf senescence; cold acclimation. Lineage: Eukaryota; Viridiplantae; Streptophyta; Magnoliopsida; Proteales; Proteaceae. Gene Ontology annotation, cellular component: mediator complex.